Aptenodytes forsteri (emperor penguin) is the source of this 1044-nucleotide messenger RNA. RefSeq names its product opioid-binding protein/cell adhesion molecule homolog. The record is from RefSeq and is a predicted model, not a curated record. Gene Ontology annotation, cellular component: neuron projection. The annotation marks the transcript as partial. The transcript is spliced from 9 exons. Lineage: Eukaryota; Metazoa; Chordata; Aves; Sphenisciformes; Spheniscidae.
UUAAGGGAAAAAAAAAAGCCUACGCUGAAGUGUACCGUGGAUGACAGGGUCACACGAGUAGCGUGGUUGAACCGCAGCACCAUCCUGUACGCCGGCAAUGACAAGUGGUCUAUAGACAACCGCGUGGUCAUCCUUUCCAACACCAAGACCCAGUACAGCAUCAAGAUACACAACGUGGACGUCUACGAUGAGGGCCCCUACACCUGCUCCGUGCAGACAGACAAUCACCCCAAGACUUCGCGCGUCCAUCUCAUUGUGCAAGUUCCCCCCCAGAUUGUCAACAUCUCAUCAGACAUCACCGUGAACGAGGGCAGCAGCGUGACCCUCAUGUGCCUGGCCUUCGGGAGACCAGAGCCCACUGUCACGUGGCGGCACCUCUCCGGGAAAGGACAGGGCUUUGUGAGCGAGGACGAGUACCUGGAGAUCACGGGCAUCACACGGGAGCAGUCCGGGGAGUAUGAGUGCAGUGCUGUCAACGACGUGGCUGUCCCGGACGUGCGGAAAGUCAAAGUCACCGUCAACUAUCCACCGUACAUCUCAAACGCCAAGAACACGGGUGCCUCGGUGGGCCAGAAGGGCAUCCUGCAGUGCGAGGCCUCGGCUGUCCCCGUGGCAGAGUUUCAGUGGUUCAAGGAGGACACCAGGUUAGCGAACGGGCUGGAGGGCGUGCGGAUCGAGAGCAAGGGCCGCCUGUCAACACUGACCUUCUUCAAUGUCUCGGAGAAGGACUACGGCAACUACACGUGCGUGGCCACGAACAAGCUGGGCAACACCAACGCCAGCAUCAUCCUGUACGGUAGGUGCCCUGUUUUUUUGCAGCAAGGUACAGCAAGGAGGAGCGGUUGUGUUUGGGUCUGGUCUGUUGUAGUCUAUGUUGUUUUGUUAGGGGCUGGUCCGGUCAGAUGCGAGAGCGCCUGUGCCGUGGCAUCGGCGUGUUGGGGGAGGGCGUACUGGCAUAGGUGCCCGUCAGCGUGUCUGGGCACGGUGGCCUCAGGUGUCAAGCGGCUGGCCAUGUGUGUGGCUUUGGUCCGUGUCAGCCUCUAG